AUGCUGUGCUUGGGAAGUUUAAAAAUAAUGAAGUGGAGGCAGCUUUUCUGGAUUGCGCUCUGUGUUGUGGAGUUGUCUGGCAAUGCUUCUGGGACCCCAACAUCCCCCACCCCACGAACAGCCGUGACCACAGAAACGAAAGGCAUCAGCAGCACGGCAGCCACCGGAGCCCACGGAGCCCCCAGCAGUGCCAAGCCGACGCCAGAGAUGUCCGCUGCAGCCACAUCCCCGGCUGCCAGGACCACCUUCCCGGGGCUCAGCAGCGAGCGGACGAGCCCGCAGCUCAGCCGAGACCCCACGCAGAUGCUGGGCACCCCCUUGGACCCCAACCACACGAGCCGAGGGGUCCCCACAACCGAGAACCCAGCCACACAACCCAGGACAAUGGAAGAAAUCCCAGGACCCACGCCAGCUAUGACAAGCUCUCCUGUCACCUCGGGGCAUCCUUCCAUCCCGGCCAGCACCACGCCGCUGCCCACAGUCAGGGGUAGCCCGAAGAACAUCACCUGCCACAACGUCAAAGAAGUGAGUGACACCGGAGCCAUCUGCUUGCAGCUCAACGAGUCCAGCACUUGCAAACAUUUUUUAGAGAUGAAGGGAUCGGACUUGUGGAGUGCAAUAUGUGAAGAAAAAAUCCGCCCCAUUUCCCCCCCCUGCCAAAUUAAACUUGCUAAAUCUGAGGUGGACCACGACUGCAUGCUCCUCAUCCUCGUCGGUGAGACAGAUCCUGCUACAGAUAUACUACAGGAGUCUCACUGGGAAAAGUUUGGAAUAAAAUCCCUUAAACGGGGGAGAGUGAGGAACCACCAGGACUUUUCUCAGAAGACCCUGAUCGCCUUGGUCACAUCUGGACUCAUGCUGGCGUUCCUGGGCUUGGCUGGAUAUUUCCUGAUGAAGCGGCGGAGCUGGAGCCCCGCGGGAGAGAGGCUGGCUGAAGACCCAUAUUACACAGAAAACGGUAGCCAGGGAAACACGAUGUUGAUGAUGUCCCCCCAAGAGCAACGUGAGCUGCAGGAGAAGCCAAACCUCAACGGUGGGACUCAGGAGAACGGGACUGGCCAAGCGUCCUCCAAAAACGGCCACUCAGCCAAGCAGCACAGCCCCGCCGACACCGAAAUGUGA
Messenger RNA from Haliaeetus leucocephalus (bald eagle), 1122 nucleotides. RefSeq names its product CD34 molecule (gene CD34). The record is from RefSeq and is a predicted model, not a curated record. The transcript has 8 exons. NCBI's taxonomy places the organism in Eukaryota, Metazoa, Chordata, Aves, Accipitriformes, Accipitridae. Gene Ontology annotation, biological process: cell-matrix adhesion. Bases 1 to 1122 code for a protein of 373 amino acids. Gene Ontology annotation, cellular component: membrane.